Molecule: messenger RNA, 909 nt
Organism: Lobosporangium transversale
Lineage: Eukaryota; Fungi; Mortierellomycota; Mortierellomycetes; Mortierellales; Mortierellaceae
Exons: 1
Coding region: 1-909 (302 amino acids)
Biological process (GO): hyaluronan biosynthetic process; extracellular matrix assembly
Molecular function (GO): hyaluronan synthase activity
Source: RefSeq, a predicted model, not a curated record
AUGCCACCUCAUCCUCCAGAAAUAAUAACAGUGGUGCCAGUCGCAGACAGACAGCUGCUGGGCCUCAGGCACCCUCUUAAGUACCCUUCAUCAUCAGCUUCCUGGAACGCGGAAGGAGAGCCGUUCGAGUCAGGGAACGAAGAUGGUGCUCCUUUAGUACUAGCCUCACCAUUAACGCCAACAACCCCAGGCUUUGGUCUGUCUGCAACCAUUUCUCAAAACUAUGGUCUGAAAUCAACGCCAGUAUCUCUGUGGAAGAAGGCUAUCUGGAUUAUCUUCACACUCAGCAUCUUCAUGUUACCGUAUAUUAUUUUGAAGGCAUGUUUCCAUGUUCAGGUCUCUGCAGGCGCCUGGCAGACCUCUGUUACUUAUGGAAUGUUGAUGGCAUUCGAUUUCAUGGCUGUCAUUAGCUUUAGUGCAUUGAAUCGGCGCAAAGUCAACAACCGAGUGAAGAAGCGUGACCCACAUUGGACCGGAGUAUCGACAGGAAUUGUAGCUGUUGGUUACCGUGAAGAUCCAAUACUGUUGGAGGGUUGUUUGAAGAGUUUACGGGCAAUUCGAUAUCAGCGCAACCAACGAAUCAUAUUAAUUGUUGAUGGUAAUGAAUCCCGGGAUGAAUAUAUGGCACAGGUCUUUAUGAAAGUCUUUGAAAAACAAGGUGCUGCUAUCAUCCGACCCAACUUUUGCUGCAUGGAUCGGGACCAGAACGACCGUGAGCGAUUAGAGCUAGUCCGACGGAUCGCUUUUCACCCAGGCCCCGUUUGUGUGAUGCAGCCCCAUCGUGGAAAGCGCUCUGCUAUGUACACAGGAUUUGCGGCCCUUAUUCAGCAAGGUGUCGAAGCUGUAGUUGUUACAGACUCUGACACUUUUUUGGAUCCCCAUGUCUGCAGAGGUAUGCUUUUCUAUUAA